AAAAGUGUCAUGAUCCUUCAUUUCGUCGGACACCCUUCGCAAUGGCAUCAACGCCCCCUAAAUCCUGAAGACCCUCUUCUUCGUCCCAUUUGCUAAAACCCUUCGCGCUCCUAAAUUCACUCAUCCCAUAAACCCUGAAAAUUUUCAAAUACCCCCAAUUUUCUCCACCUCAAACCCUAAACUUCUGUCCCCUGAUCAUACGAUGAUCGCUGAGAUGCGAGCGUUUCAAAUGCUUUACUCUCGUGUUCGCAGCGUCAAUCUAAUCUCCAUCAAAUACCCACAAAUCCACAAACUUUACAGAACAUUUCACUCCACCAACCACCGUUUCUUUAAUGACUCAUCAACUGCUGAUGUCUCUACUAUAUACGAUCCCAUGACUGGAAGUCUUGUAACCAAGCGAGCACCAAAAUCAAAACACAAGGAAGUUGAAUCCAAUAAAGACCCUUACAAACUGUCUAGUUCAGAGUACGCCGAUGCUCUGAAAGACGACAGAUCAUACGGAAGCGUUGUGAAGGCGAAUCAUGGCAGUGGGUCGGGUUUUGGGGCUAACAAGAAGAAGAGUAAGAGCAAGAGUACUUGGGUUUGUUCCGACUGCGGAUACACCGACGGGCAGUGGUGGGGAUAUUGCCGCGAGUGUAACAAUGUUGGUACAAUGAAGGAGUUUACAGAAACUGAUAAUGGAGGAAAGACGAGUGGGUUUCAGGUGUCUGAAAAAAUAGUACGAUCGUGGUUGCCAAAAGGGUCAGGAGAAGCUCUUCCGAUGAGGUUAACGGAUGUUAACAGAGGGAUCAACCAUUUGAACUGGCGAUUUCCUCUGCCUGGACUAUUUGGGCACGAAGUUUCUAGGGUUCUUGGUGGUGGUCUAGUACCUGGUUCUUUGAUUUUGAUUGGUGGUGAUCCAGGUGUCGGGAAGAGUACACUAAUGUUACAGAUAGCAGCCAUUAUAGCAGAAGGGAGAGAAAUCUGUAAGCCAGCUCCUGUGCUUUACGUCUCUGGAGAAGAGAGUGUUGAGCAAAUUGGAAACAGAGCAGAUCGUAUGGAAAUCAACACAGAGGAAUUGUUCUUGUAUUCAAGUACAGACAUUGAGGACAUUUUGGGAAAAGCUCAAGCUCUCUCUCCACGUGCCCUAAUCAUAGAUUCAAUCCAAACUGUUCAGCUAAUGGGAGUUACAGGUAGUGCAGGAGGUAUCUACCAGGUUAAAGAAUGUACAGCAGCCUUGUUGCGUUUUGCUAAAAAGACAGAUAUACCCGUAUUCUUGAUUGGUCAUGUAACAAAGUCAGGAGACAUAGCUGGGCCCCGUGUUUUGGAACAUAUUGUUGAUGCAGUUUUAUAUAUGGAAGGGGAACAAUAUUCAUCUCAUCGUUUGCUUCGUGCAUUCAAGAAUCGUUUUGGAUCAACUGAUGAGCUGGGAGUGUUUGAAAUGUCGCCAUGUGGACUAAAAGCUGUCACGAAUCCAAGUGAGAUUUUCUUGAGUGAAGAACACUCGGAUUCCGAGUUCUUAGCAGGUCUAGCAAUUGCUGUAAUUAUGGAUGGAUCUCGCACAUUUGUCAUUGAAAUCCAGGCUCUAUGUGCAGCAGGGAACUCGCUUUCAAGGCAAGUGAAUGGGGUUCAAGCAGGGAGAGCAGAUAUGAUUAUUUCUGUUCUUAUGAAGCAAGCAGGUCUGAAGCUCCAAUCAAAUGCAAUCUUCUUAAAUGUUGUUAGUGGGGCUACUUUAACAGAAACCGCUGGAGAUUUAGCAGUUGCAGCAGCAAUUUGUAGCAGUUUUCUUGAGUUCCCAAUUCCUAACAACGUGGCAUUCAUUGGAGAAAUUGGGCUUGGUGGUGAACUUCGCAUGGUGCCAAAAAUGGAGAAGAGGGUGAGUACAGUGGCAAAAUUGGGGUAUAAAAAAUGUGUGGUGCCAAAAUUGGCAGAAAAAUCUUUGGAAGGGUUAGAUUUUGGAGAAAUUGAGAUUUUGGCGUGUAAAAAUCUAAAAGAAGUUAUUAACACUGUGUUUGUAGCAGAUGGUUGAGGGCUUCAAAUGUUGUGUGUUUGUACAGUGCUACUUCAUUAAGAAAAUUGUAUAUCAUCUUUUGUUCAUUAGUUAUAUUUUGUAGUCUUUUCUAGAAAA
Messenger RNA from Lactuca sativa (garden lettuce), 2107 nucleotides. Its product is annotated as DNA repair protein RadA-like protein. Gene Ontology annotation, biological process: recombinational repair. The record is from RefSeq and is a predicted model, not a curated record. Gene Ontology annotation, molecular function: damaged DNA binding; ATP-dependent DNA damage sensor activity; ATP binding. NCBI's taxonomy places the organism in Eukaryota, Viridiplantae, Streptophyta, Magnoliopsida, Asterales, Asteraceae.